GUGAAACUGUGAGGCCACGAAAGGUGAACCGCGUUAUAGCGAGAGACCACUGUAUUUUCUAAAGAUUUAGAGGUGAAUAUUUUUGAAUUUACUUCCAAGUUGAAAUUUUGAGAUACCGAACAAAACUUUAAAGCAGCAACCAAAAAUUGUACCCAAGCUUCCAUAAUUUGCACAUUAAAAAAAUAAAACACUCACAGUGAAACUAUCUGUAUGUUAGCCUAUAGCAGCAGCUGUUUGUUUGUUUGUCACUUUUUUCUCAGACUGUUGAUAAAGUCUGACUCGCACAGAUAUGCUUUAACCCCCAAAACAUUGCAAAAAUAAUUGUUAAGGUUUACUUAAUAAUAAAUAGUUCAUGACGCUAAUGUUAGCUUGUUCAGUUAUAGCUAGAAGAUUUAAUUUCUUAAUGUUGGGUUUUAAUAAUCAAAUCUUUUAAAUGUCAUGAACCAAGUAACAUUAGUUGGUAGCCUCUCAGCUAGAUUUUCGUUUUCACAACGUGACAGAAUUUAGAUUCAAAUAUACCAAAUGAAUGAAUCUAGCUGCUUAAACUAGAAGUUGCUGUUCUUUAGCUUUUGCUAGUAGCAACAAUGUGAAAUAUAAAAGGAUAACAUAACAAGUACUGUCAUGUUCUUGUCAAAGAUUUUUGUUUUUAUUUAUGAGUCAUUUUCCAUUUAAAAAUCAAGCGGUGUCCUCCUGUGUCUUCUCAUAGCUUUAAAGGGUGUAACCAACACAAUUAACAAUUUUUUAUACCUUAUGUUUCCGAACUUGGAAUUCUUUGGAGAUUCCUUCUAAAUCUCUAAACAAGGCACUCUGGAACUGCACGCACAGUAACUUAGGUCUGAUGCAUAUGACAGGAGAGCUAAUUAAGUUUUAAAACUUUUACUUUGAAAUAAUCAAAAUUACAUUGUUACAUUGUUGCACUGCUUCACUGAGUGAAUGGGUUAAAUGCAGAGAGGAAUUUCCCCACAGGGAUCAAUAAAGUAUACAUUAUUAUUAUUAUAAAUAAAAAAAACUGCAUGCUCUCAUGCCUAAUGCAGCUCUCCACCUCACUCCGCUGCACAUGACAUCACUCACCAUAGUAAAGGGAACAACAACAACAACCAGUCAAAUACACAUAUUCUUAUCAUCCUACAUUUUGAUCUUCUUAUGUAAGAGGUAGGACUGAAUCAUCAAGUUUGUACAAAAUUGUAUUGUGACUCUUACACUUAUAGCACUCUUACUUACUAACAAGUAAAAGCAAUAUAGGCAACACGUGUUCAUGCUUGUUACACGGCUGUUUCAGAACAAAGGACAAAAUGGACAUUUCCACUUGCACAUUUUCCCAUAUCAUUGUUAUUCUCUGUGAAAUUCGAUGUCUUUCUGUUUCCGUGUUGUACUUGUCACCAGAGGGAACAAGUAGAUAUCGACCCUGGGAACGCAGUGUCGCCCCUCGAUACUACAGCCCCCUGUGCUCUGCUGCUGUAAUCCUGUAAGGAAAUCAUGAAUAGCAGCAGCGAGCGCGAGAGACCCUAUUCAGACAAGCUUUUCUUUGCAUCGUAACUCAACUCCAUUUCUUCCGCUAUAACACCUUGACAAGGAGAAUCCCUCUAAAUAAUGGGUUGUGUGGGGACACCAUUGCUGCAGGGUGCAUCCCUGUAAUUGCGGCGCACUUCCUGGUUUGAGUCAGUUGAGAUGACAUGGGAAUAGGUGAGCCUUCAAAGAAACACAAAACUUAAGUUGUCACUGCCCCAAGCUAGGACAGUCACUAAGAGUCACACACACCUAACGAUAUAUUCCUGUAUUUUAAAUUCACUAACCCACUGUCUUUCUGGCAUAUUCUAUCUGAUGUGUGUGUGUUUUUUUUUCUUACAAUAAGGCCCAGGAGUAUGAGUAUCAGCGGCGCACCACCCACAGAAAGUUAAACUACCUUAAUGGAAAGAAAAAGAAAGGAAAAGUAAAAAGUGUCAUAUUUCCCACACCCUUUACUAACAAAUGGAGGUCAAAGGAAAGAUAUGAAUUCAGGUAUAAAUAAUGAAAGACAGGAUUUAAAAAAGGGAUGGUGACAUUAAAUACACAAGUUUAUUCACUAAAAUUCAUAUAUGAGCACACACACAGACACACACACAGACACACAAAUGUACACAGUCUCUUAGCAGAUGGUGAACCAUGAGGUUGUAAAACAAGCCUGUUCUCUUUGUCCACCUACGCAGCACUUUGCACAGUGUGUCUAUCAGAUGGCGGCUCUUUAUCAAGGUGUGGCUCACACUGGCUCCACACAAAGCUCUGUUAAACAAGAAUAUGGGAGGCCUCCUUGUAACAACUGGGGUGUUGUGGCUGGACUAGUUUCAUUGCCAAGCAGCUCCCUCUUAUAGCUAGUAUUUUGCACUUGGGCAUUUACACUUUUACAGCCAUAUGUGUAUAAAUAACUCAACUGAUCAGACUGGCAACUUCCUUCUUUUACAUUUGAUUUAUCACUGAGGAUAAUUGUGAUGCAAAAAAACAAACCAGAUCAAUAGAGCCAAAAUCCCGCUGACUCACAGUUUGGUUGUCCUUUUAUCAGGUUACAGAUGGUAAGUCAAACCAAACUUGAUGUAUGCUCUAAAAGGCACAAUACUUUGGUCCAUAUGGCUGCUCACAGUGUGCUUAUGUUGCUCGUGGUUGCCCCUCUGUAUGUGUAAUUAUAUGGUUGCAUGUGUGCUGGGUCUAAAAGGUACCCACCCCUGUCAAUUAUCAGGCUGUUUGGAGGAAGAGAGAAGAUUAUGCAUAAUUGCCAGCCAUAGCUGGGCCUGGGUGUUUCCCCCAGAGUCAAAUCACUGAGACAGAAGGUGAUUAGUGGAUUUGCCAUGCGAGCAGACUAAUGCUAUGUUGCUCAACUGCAUACCUGCUGCUGGAUUUGGCGCUAGACUUUAUGAUUAAUGAUGAUGUCUGGAAGUAUCAAGAACGAUUCGCCUUGGAUGAAGUAGUUUUACAAUAAAUUAAUGUUCACAUUAAAUUAUGUCAUAGUUUAAUGGGACACUUGGGUUUAUUUUUAUUACUUAGAUUUCUAACUUGAAUUGUGUAAACUGGACCUAAAGACAUAGGGUAGGCCACAGUUAGGACGAUGUCUUGUAUAGCACUUACUUAGUACUUAUUCACCCAUUGAUAUAAGCACUUUAUUCUUCUACAUCUUAACGGUUGCUAUCUAUUAUUCACACACGCAAAUUUGACCCAAGUUACACUUUGGCCAGACUGGAGUAGCCAGAGCUCAAGCCACCAGUCUUCAGAUUAGCAGAUGACCUGCUCUACCUCCUGUCCUACAGACAACCCAGUGUAAAAGCUGGAGACCGGUGUAUCUAAAGCAAACAAGUCCCCUGAAAUGAUUUCUUUUAGAUGUUAAUGACACUGAGCCAGUUGAGAACACUAUUUUACCUACCAGGCCACCCUGGAAAACUGGCAAAUCCAUUUUGAUUGACACAGUGCUCUCAUGUUACCAUAGGGUCCACACAAUAGAGGCUUACGGACAAUAAAUAAUGAAUGAAGCUAAACUUAGAGGUCCGGUUGGUGUGGGAUACACAAUCUUGACUUGUUAGUUUGUGUUGUAAGAUUCAAUCUACAAGUAGCAACUGUUGCCAAGGGUCCCAUUACCCGAGUAACUGGUGAUUGUUUACAUUACUAGUUGGUUUUCUUGCUUUCAUUGUGCGAUACUGUGGCUAACUUUAGACUAAACUGCAGACAGACCAUGUGAUUGUGCCCCUGUCGAGUCUGUCCUUCAGUCUGUGGGUUUAACUGUUUGUCUUGGCCCUGCAGUUGGACUAUAAGGUUGAGUGCACUUGGCAGAAGAAGAGUAAGCUGACAAGUUUUUCAGGGAGCCCUGAUGUCUGUGUGUGUGAAGCUGUAGUUGCAGGAUCACUGUGAAUCAAAAGAGCUCCUCCCACUUUCUAAUUAUGGAUCAAUAAUAAAUUACCCCAGCGACCUUCGCCAGAGCAAAGAGAUGUCAUCAAAGUGCUCCGUGGAUCCCUGCAGUUAUGGUCAGGAUGCAGCAGAGUCCAGACUGGAGAAGAAGCGAGGCCAAGAAAAGGAGGAAACAGAAGUUCCCUGUGGAAGCAGCCGGCCUGCAGGAAGUCUGAGGAAGGAAGGACCAGGAAGAGAACAGACACUGCCGCCACAGACACAGACUUUGAAAGAGAGACAGACAUUUUCCCAAUCGUCUGUCAACCAGGAGAGCCAAAGUGGAGGUCCAUGUAUAAUGGCACAACCCGUCCAGAGGUCCAAGUUAAAGGAUUUGUCAGGCAGGCAGAUAGAGGAGCCGAGGGGGCCUGGGCCUUUUUACUUUUUUGGAGGACCCAACGGAGCUAAAAUAGUGAGCAAUUACUGUGAGAGCAGAGGAUGGAAGAGGAUUUACAACAAGGACAGGGAGGAUUUCAAUCUCAAGUGGUGCGAGACCAAAUCACCAGCCCAAUACUCCAACUUCAGAGAAGGCAGGCAGUUGAUGUACCAGAUUCCCAAUAACAAGGUGCUCACCACGAAGAUUGGUCUCCUCAGCAGUCUUCAACAGUACGAGCGAGUGAGCAGCAGAGUCAGCCAUGGUCAAGCACUUAGGAGGCUGAAAAUGGAAGAGUUCGUACCCACUACUUUGCGCAUGGAUGUGAGGGAAGAGAGAGAGGCUUUCUUUGCCCAACAGGAGGGUGUGAGCAACAGGGAGAGCCGCAUGUGGAUCUGUAAGCCUACGGGUAUGAACCAGGGAAGAGGGAUCUUCCUUUUGAAGAGCAAGGAGGACAUAGCUGCCUUCAGACUGAAGCUGAAGCACAUGGAGGACUGCCAGUUCAACAGGAAAAUGCAUUACCGCCAGCCUCAGGCUUACAUCGUUCAACAUUACAUCCAGAACCCGCUGCUGCUGAAAGGGAAAAAGUUUGACGUGCGCUCCUACCUUCUCAUCGCAUGCACUGCACCUUAUGUGGUCUUUUUCCGUCAUGGUUACGUGCGACUGACUUGUGACCUCUAUGACCCCACCUCCAAGAACCUUUCUGCCCACCUGACCAACCAGAUCAAGCUUUUUGUUUUGGCACAAACUUGCUACCUGCCUCUGCUCACAUCUUCGUGUGUCUCUGGUCCCCCUGCUGUUCGUUUCCAGUACAUGCAGAAGAAGAACCCUCUUUACAGCCAAUUGAAGGAAGACACUGUGUGGUCCAUGGAGAGCUUCAACGCCUACGUCAACGACAGGUUUCAGGCUGCAAAGGAUCUGCCCAGGGACUGGGUGCUGGGCGCCUUUGCAAAGCGCAUGCAGCAGAUCAUGAGCCAGUGCUUCUUAGCAGUCAAGUCAAAGUUAGACUGCCGCCUGGGGUUCUUUGACUUGAUCGGCUGUGACUUCUUGGUCGAUGAAGACUUCAAAGUGUGGCUGCUGGAGAUGAACUGCAAUCCAGCUCUCCAUACGAACUGUGAGGUGCUAAAGGAGGUGAUACCCAGCGUGGUUGUGGAGACACUAGAUUUGACUCUGGAGAUCUUCAGGAAGAUUCGUGGCAGGCAGAAAAUUUUUCCUUUGGUCAGUCAGAGGGAGUUUGUGCUUCUCUAUAGUGCUUUUUCCACUACAGAGAAGUCUAGCAUGGAAUUGCAGAAAAAUACCAAAGAUGCUCAGAAAACUGAACCCAGAAGGUUUAUGUGUGGAACAGAGGAAAAAAGUGUUCCCUCGGCACCCCCUGAUAAUUCUGCAAAUGAUUCAGCACUUCCAAAACGAAGGAGCAGGUCGAUGAGUGGCCACCGUCCCACCAGCACUUCACAAAAUCAUCGUGAGUCAGGGAAUUCACAUUAUACAGCUAAACUCAAGCUAAGCAAAAGUACUUUGAAUCAUCAUUUAAAGGCUGGAAAUGACCAUCACAUCCCCGUCAUCACUAGCUCUGAGUGAGUGAAGCUCUACCUGUCUGUGGCUCUCCUGGAACACCGUACCUUACAGUAUUGAACAUGUGGAACAAUUUAGGAUAUGAAGAGUUUAGUGUAGAAAAGAAAAGAGGAACUGUGACAGUAUGCAGACAGCUGCGGUAUAAAAAGCCUUUGGUGCUUUUUAAAGAUUUUAAGAGAAAUACUCUGGAAAAUGCGUCAAUAAAGAAUGUAUUCA
Molecule: messenger RNA, 6064 nt
Organism: Haplochromis burtoni (Burton's mouthbrooder)
Lineage: Eukaryota; Metazoa; Chordata; Actinopteri; Cichliformes; Cichlidae
Gene: ttll10
Product: tubulin tyrosine ligase-like family, member 10
Exons: 12
Coding region: 3947-5854 (635 amino acids)
Biological process (GO): protein modification process
Source: RefSeq, a predicted model, not a curated record